AUGGCUAGAGUAAUAUAGAAAAACCAAGAAUUAGAUUUAAUUUAAAUGAAUUCGCAAAAAUAAAAUUACUACAAUAGGAUUAUUUGGAAUGACAAUGAAAAUAGAAAAAUUUUAAACUCUGAGCAACACAAUUAAAUGUUUCAAUUAUAAAAUUAAAAUUUGCAAAAUGAAUUACCAUCGAUGAAUAAGCAACCUAGAAGAGAAUACAAUUUUAGACCAAAAAUAGCUAUCACUAACAAGCUUCCAGUUGAAUUUAGCUAAAACUCAAGAAAUAACUCAGUUUCUGCUUCCAAUUCUAAGGAACCUCAGCAUAGAAUAGGAAGUCAUGAUAAAGGCGGAAUAGUUCUAUCAUCAAGAGGUGAUUCAAAAAAUAUUGGUCGUUCGGAAUUAUAUCUUCAAGCAAUUUAGUCUGAUUCUUAGUUAUUAUAGGCUUCUAAAAUAAAUGAAAAAAAUUAAAGAGCUUUUUAUCAAUUUUCAGAAUAGAACGACAUCAACUAGCGUUAACUCUUAAAGUAAGUAGAAAGUUCAAAUAGCUAUUACGUUUAAGCACAACCAUCUUCCCUAGAUCAAAUUAGUAAAGCUAGGAAAAACCCACUCAAUCAGAGUGAGGGCAGCGCAGCAAAAGAUCAUUAAUUUGAAAAUAACAAUAACAAAAGGUAACCAUAAAGCGAUGCAAAUUUUGAUAAUUCUUAAAUUAACAAUAGCUGUUCUGCUCAUAAAUAUGAUCAACAAUACAAUUUGUAAUUUUAAAACAUGAGCCCUGAUAAAAAAUUCGGGUAAAAGAGCUAAUUCAGAUAGCUAGUUAAAUGUAUGCAUAACCAAGAAGUCUCAGGAAAUAACAACUAAUUGUAACAAUAAUAAAAUCAAAAUCAAUAACUUGAAUAACAAAAUUAAUAGUAGUCUGUGGAUAAUAAUAAUCAAUUUAAUUAUUUACACUCCUAAUAAAAUUACAAUAAUAACAAUAUUCACUCUGCAAAUAUAUAUAUCUAACCAGAAGAUCCAUAAGCAUAAGUCAAUUUAAUUUAACGGGAGGAAAAAAACAAAUCUAAAUCACAUUUAAAAACAAAUCAUUUUAAUUAAAUUUUAAAUAAUUCAAACUCACAACAAGCGUUGGUAUAUCCAAAGGGUAGCACAUAGUAAAAAGAUUUCGAUUUUCAGGCUCAUUAUUUUGAUCCAACUAAGUUGCAAUAGAAUAAUUAAUAGAAAAGUCUCAUAUAAAAAUAACAAACAUAAGUUGAAUAAUAAUAAAAGCCGCAAAAAUAUCAAGAAAACUUUUAAAGCUAUUAAAAUUUGUCUAGUUAAAAGCUAAGCAUUCAAAAUGAAAAAAAAUAAAAAAAUAUUUAAAGUGAUACUAACCUAAAAUAAGAAUAAUCCUAAUAGUAUUAUGUAAUGAAAUAUGCUUCUGUUAAUAAAGACCAAUAAGAAGUUAAAUAAAAAAACUCAGCUUCAGACAAAAGUAUCUCUUUGAAUAGCGAGCAUUCUGACAGUUAACUCAAUAUUCAUAAAAGAUAAAUGUAAAAUUAAGAGAGCGGAAUGUAGGUUAAUAGUGAUUUAUAUAAUUAGUACUAUAUGAAAUAGACAGCCUCAUCUAAUGGUAUUUAAAAUAGAAAAAGCAGCUUUAGAUAAAUUUAGUUGUAAAAUGAAACUUAAAUUAGUUCUAAUAGGAGCAGUAACUAAAGCAACUCUACUGAAAAGUGUAACAUGCAAAAGGAAUCUCAAUAAUCACACCAUAAUCAUAUAUAAUAUAGAAAAAAUUAGUUUCCUUAAUAGAGUCCUUUUAAUUCCUCUUAAAAUGAGUUGUACAAAGAAAAGAAAACAAGUCCAAUUAUUAUUGAUAAAAUUUCUGAUUAAGAUAAACAGAAUCAUAACAAGGGAAAUAUGAGCAAUAGAGAAAGUCAAAGGAAUGAAAGCGAUGAUUAAUAAGAGCUAAUGAAAUAAAAUCAAAAAGUUAGGAAAAGUUUUGAAAUUUAUGAUAUAAAUUAGUAAAGAUAUCUUAUAAAAAUGCAAAAAAAACAAAACUCAUAAAUAAAUUAACUUGACUAGAGUAAAUCUUAAUCAUCUUAAAAUAUUAAUCCUCAACAAUCUUCUUAAAAUUAGCUUUUCCAAAAAGCAAAUCUUUUUACAAAUAAAGUAACAGCAUCUUAACCUCAAAAACAAAAUGAAACUUACUUAGAAUAAUCAGAAUAGUAAGAAACGAUGUUAAAUAAUAUUAAUAAAACAGGAAAUACUGAGAACUUUAAAAAUAAAAAAUCAGAUUUAAUACCUUCAACUCAUUUUUUGAAAAAAAAUAUUUAAAUAUAGAGUCCUACUCAUUUUGAUUUAUCCCAAAAACCUUAAUCUGCAAAAGAAACUUACACAAAACAAUUUAAAUCCCCUAUUAUUGAAAAUUCAAAAUUUUCCAAUAUAAAGAGCGAAAAUGAGUAAGGCAACCCAAGAUCAUAACUCACUGAAUAAGAGAUUUUAAAGAUAUUUAGUCAAAAUAACAAAAAACAAGAGUAAAACUAUAAUUUUUUCAAUUAAAAAAAUAAACAUUGUUCAGAUAGAAUAUUAUCAGCUAAAACUCCACUAAACUAUGAAGCAUCUAAAAAUUAAUAAGGCGAAUAGCUUAUUUUUAACUUUUAAACUAGUGAAACAGAUAAUUUAGAUACUUAAUAAAAAUAAAAAUCCUCAAAACUAACUUUACUUAAGGGAGUCUCCUUGCAGUAAUUAAAAUAAUUAUCUCAAUAAAAUACACCUAGUAAUAAGAAUGAAGAUUUCACUGAUAAUUUCACUAGCAAAGUGCAGUAAUUAGAAUAAUAGUAAUCUAAUUAAACAAAUUAACAGCAAAAUUUAGAAGAAAUAAUUACAAAUACAAAUAUACCAAAUCAUCCAACAUCGAAUUUUUAUAAUAUAUUGGAUUAAAAAAGUAAAUUUAGCUAAAUGAGAGAUGAUUCAAGAUUCUAAGCAUUUAAAUUAAAAAUCGAGUAAUUUUAAUCUCAAUUUAAUUUAAAAACUAACUCAACAAAUAGUGACAUGUCUCCUGUAGAAAAUUUAAUAAAAUUAUCAAACAGAGGAAAUAAAAAGAUUUUGAUUUAAUAAAAUUACCCUAGCCAUCAUCGGAACUAAAUUUAAAAUCAACAGCAAUAAUAGCAUUCACAUUUAUAAUAAAAUAAAUAAAGUUUAUCAACAAAUAGCUUUUCUUCUAAUUUGUAAAAUUUCAAAUAUGAUAUAGUUUAAAAAUAGCUUCAAUCUGUUUAGAAAAAUAUGGAAGAUUGCAAUACCCCAUAAAAUAAAUAAGAAAACUCUAAUUACUAUUUUAAUAAUAAAUUCUAAAAUUAAUUAAAUUUAUCUAAGAAUUAAAAACCCUCCACUGAUGAGUUUUUAGAUUCAAAGGCGGUUGUUGUAAUAAACAAAAAGCCCAGAAGCGACAUUAUUCCUUAAUCGCCAUCUAUAAACUUAGAAAAAUAGUCUUGCUCUAUCAUCCAAUGCAAUUCUAACUAUAACAGCCCAAAAUACCAUUCAGAAAAAGGCUCCUUUACAGAUUUGAUAAAUAAAUAGAAUAUUUAAGAAUAAAAUUAAAAAAGUUCCAAUGAAAAUGUUAAUUUUAGUAACAACAAUUUAUCUAACGAUUCUUAAACCUAUUUGUCUAAUUAAAAACUAAAAUAAAGAGCUUUCAGCUCACAUAAUAAUUUAUCGAUACAUUCAAGCAAUAAGAAAACUUCUCUAGAAAAUUCAAUUUUAUAAUAAGAUUCGUCUACUAAUAAAAAUAGCUUCAAGAAGAAAACUAAAAGUAUGUAAUCAUAUGGUAAUGAUAUUGUAAAAAGCGAACAAUUAGAAAAUAUCUCUAGCCAUGAUGAAAUUAAUAAUAUAUAAUAGCAUAAUAGCAAAAGUGCAAAUUAUUUCACUCACAUUAAAAAUCUCUCUUACAAAAAUGAAGACUUGUUAACAAUAAAAUAGCUGCAAGAAGGUAACUCUUAAUAGAUUAAUGAUAUAAAUUAAGAUAGAUCUAACAGUAUAAUUUAACAAUUUUAAAACAAAUCAUUUAAUACACAAAGCCCAAAUCAAAAACUAAUUAGUUCAUAAUUGAGUAAAUUCUAAAAUUUUACAAACAGCAUCUAUAACUUUAAAGAGACAAACUUACAGCAAUUAGCAAAUAGCAACGGAUUAAAUUCAAGUUAAAAGACAGAUGAUAAAUAAAUUAGUUUUAGGAAAACUGUUUAUUAGUUAAACAAUAAUAUAAAUCAAUAAUGGUAAAAUAUUGAUAGUAAGUAGACUUAAGAUGAAGUUGAAGUAGAUAAUACAAAUUUAAAUUUAAAAAAUAUUUCAAAAACAGAUCAAUAAAACGAGAACUAAAAUGAAAAUUAAAUAAUAACAAGUGACUAAAAUACUCCGAAAUCUCCUAAAAAGCUUCUAACUCCUCUGAAUUAAUAAAAUAGUUCAUAAAAUAACUAUGAAUUAUCAAAAUUCAAUAGUCCUGACAGCAAAAUUCUAAAAAGAAAUAGUUUUACAAUAAAACAAUAGGUGUUUACACCAUAACAACAAUCUAGAUAGAGAGAAAAUUUAGAUAGUAUAAAUAUAAAAACUGGAUACAAACACACUUACUCAAACAGUUAGUCUCCUUUAAGUGAAAAUUUUUUUUCAAAAGAGAUUUAGCAAAAUAGUAAAAGUAAAUUUUAAAUUAAGUUAAAUUUAUUAGAUAAAGAGAGCAGUAAACUAUUCACUAAUUUUUUUGCAAAUUAACAUAAAACUCAAGUUCAUCAAAACUCAAAAAGUGAGCUGAAUGUUAAUAAAUUACCUAAUUCAGCAAGGAAUUUUGAGUCUGAUAAUUAAAUUCAAUUGAAUAAAAUAAGAAUAAAUGAACUAAUUACUGUAAAAUAAAUAUCAAAUCAUAUCAAGAAAGUAGUUCACGUUCCAAGCCUUAACGUCUAUAUACUUAGAUCUAUUGAAAUAAAUUCUUAAAACAGAACUAUAAUGACAUAAAAAAUAGCAGAUUAUAAAAGUUUAUCAGAAAAGUAUCCAUUUCUAUUAAACCAAAUAGUUUAAGUAUUUUAUAAUACACCAGAAAGCCAUAUUUCAAUUUUAUCUGAGUACUAACCCCUCUAGAGUUUAAAAAAAGUUACUAACUGCUUUUGUACUAUAAAUGAAAGAAGUCUUCAACAAAUUGUAAUUGAACUCUUAACAAAACUUCAAAAUGUUGAUGAAAAAGAAUACCAACAUAUUCAUAUUAAUUUUGACAAUAUUUUAUUUGAUAAAUAAGCUCAUGUUAAAAUAGAUUGCUCCUCUAGAGAGAAGUAAACUCAUCAAAAAGAUGAGUUGCUUAAAAUUCUCAAAAAAAUUUCUAUUAAAAGUUAAUAAGAAGAUAGCAAUUAAGAUACCAAAAGAUCAAGUUAUUCAAAAUAAUCAUCAACAGCAACUUCAUUUUAAAACUCAAAUGUAUUAUCUUAGAAAGAUAAUAAAAAUGAUAAGAACACUAAUAAACAUCAUUCACUACCUGUUUCUUUAGCUAUUCUUUUAAUGGAAGCAGCUAUAGGAGAAGAUAUUUUAUAUGACUAUAGUUCGUUUUAAUUUAGUUCUUUCGCUUCAUAAGAUCUUAAAAAGGAAACUGAAUAUUGCUGCUUUCUUCAUAGCAUUUUAAACAAGGAGAAUAUACUUUAUAAUGAUCAAUAAUCUCUCCUCAUUAAGAAAAUGCUUACCUUGUAAUAUACUACUAAUUUUAUAGACUUCCUUUGCUAAUGCUUUUAAAACGUCUCAAUAAAUAAACUUUCUAACCAUCUUUUUGUUAAAGAAGCAACUAAUUAAAAGUUUACAUCAAUUAACGAACUCAUUCCCAUAUCUUUAAAAUAUGAAUCAGAAUAAGAAGUAGAUAGUUAAAAAAGACUAGAUUAAAUUUUAUCUUCCCUAUCUGACUCUAUUCCUAAUUUUUCUUCAUCACUUCAUACAAUGAAAGUAGCCAAAUAAAGUUUAAAAGAAAGCCAUCCUUUUGUAGAUAUGCUAUAAAAAGACUUAGGGCUUGCAGCUUGGAAUAUAUUAAGCUAAUUAAAAAAAGCAUAUGAUCUUUCUUUAGCUAUUUGA
Messenger RNA from Tetrahymena thermophila SB210, 6051 nucleotides. RefSeq lists its product as hypothetical. The transcript is spliced from 2 exons. Lineage: Eukaryota; Ciliophora; Oligohymenophorea; Hymenostomatida; Tetrahymenidae. The record is from RefSeq and is a predicted model, not a curated record.